AUGUUGACUACUCGAAAUGCAGCCCACGCGGCAGCCAACAGCAUCGCUGCCGCCCGGUCACUUCUCCAGCAACGGCGCGCUCGCACCGCAGAGGAGGAAAUCCUUGGGCUAACUCAUCCUGGACCAGCAAAGCCAAACAGACGACAGCGCCGGUCUGCCUCGACAAAAGCUAGCGAGCCUCCUGUACCCGCACCGGCCGAAGAACAAGAACAGAUCCAACAAGACCCCGGGCCCGAGGCCUCCAUCUCAAGCAAAGCCACCGUCCGGCCGGCCGACUCAAAUGAUCAGCCUCAAGCAGUCGAUCCUUCCUCUCAGCCCCAGCCCCAAAUACAAUCGUGGGGUCCAGUCCGUAACGACCCCGUACCCAAUCCUUUUGCGUCCAUUGCCAAGCCUACCAAAAGCCUUUUUGCUUCUGGCGUCCCGACCACCAAGCCCGAAAUCAAACCAUUAGAGGGAAGCCAAUUCAAAACCUCAAAAUUGACAGAAUGCACCUACCAUUAG
Molecule: messenger RNA, 501 nt
Organism: Puccinia triticina
Lineage: Eukaryota; Fungi; Basidiomycota; Pucciniomycetes; Pucciniales; Pucciniaceae
Exons: 4
Coding region: 1-501 (166 amino acids)
Source: RefSeq, a predicted model, not a curated record